AUGUAUGGGAAUGGAUACGAGCGCUUCGUUCCUGGCAUCGCCUCUGCAGACGCUGAAGCCGUCAACGAACUGAUUCAAGCUACUUCGGCGCCCCCGAUGGCGACAGGUUUUCCAUUCGCCGACGAAGCAAUCCCGUCGCGGCAAGCGCUUCUGGACCACUUGCCACCAUUCCGUCAGCGUGAUCAACUCAAGGACAUAUUCUUCGAAGUCUACUCACCGCUUUUCCACAUUCUUCAUGAUCCGACCUUCCAUAUGGAAUACGCCAACUUCUGCCGAUGCCCUGGGGAAGUGUCCCUCUCCUUCCUGGCGUUAGUGUUUGUGAUCCUCUCCAUAUCUGUCAACGCAUUGGACUCCGAUCACCCGCUAUUGACAGACCUCGGGCAUGCGGCCGAUCCCUCAGCUAAUAUAAAAAGUCUGGCGACCAAGUACCGAUCCGCGGCCAUGAGAUGCCUGUCCGCCGACCAGUUCCUCUGGCGACACAAUCUGCAUACUGUACAAGCAUUGGUGCUACUUAUAUAUGCGAUCUCACACGCUCAUGGUCCUUCAUGGGCUUUGCUAGGGACAACUUUCCACAUCUGCGUCUCACUAGGCUGCCAUAUCGACCCCUCGCAGCUAAACCUUGACCCCGUGAGGAGUGAGCAGAGACGCCGCUGUUGGGCCGGUUUGAUGUUGCUUUACACCAUUCAAAACACCACCCUGGGUAACCUCGCUCCAAUGAAAUUAAACGAAUCGGCCAGUGUCCGGUUGCCUGCAGACAUAGACGAUGAGGACAUCUCUUUGGGCGGAAUUUUGCAACGUUAUGCCGAAGGUACAGACACGAGGCCACCUACGAAAAUGUCAUACAUUCUUCUGAAAUUCAAACUGUAUUCCCUGGCUUCGGACAUAUGUCAAUUUGCUAGGGAUGGCAGAGACAUUAGCAGUCUCCACGAGCUCGAGCGGCGUAUCACCGCAGAGGAGAAUCUACAUGAGGCAAGGUUUGCGGACGGACAGCAGCUCCCGAUCUAUCACAUCGCCCACCAGUAUAUCCUCAACAAUUAUAUACACUACCUACGACUCAUUCUCCACAGGCCCUACCUCCACGCAUUUGGCUCAGUUCCAGGUAGAGGGGUUACCCAACCCCCAGAGCAAGUCCUUCAGAGCCGAGCACAUUGUACGACUGCAGCCAUGGUUCUCCUAAGCCACCACGAGGAUCUGUGUUGCGACGUUCGUUUCAAGCCCUAUCGGUGGUUUGUUUAUUCACUUGGGAGCUUCCAGGCAUUCCUGGCGGCCUCUACCCUACGCGUCCUGCUUGCUUCCGACGACAGCCUUACAGAUGCACAUCGAGCACAAUUUCUCGGAGCAAUCCAAAAGUGCCAGCUGCGAUUUGAGGACAUGGCGGGACGAAGCGAUGUGUGCCUCAAAGCCGCUCGCAUCUUGCGUCGGCUGCUACAACAUCUUCCGACCAGGCCACCACCUUUAAUACAUCAAACUUCAAGCGCAAGCGAUGAGUCCGAGAUGUGCAGUAUCAAGGACGGAUACACCUCGAUCAACCACCCUACUCCUAUGACUGGGUUUCCUCAGCCGGGAUUACCGUACGAUGGCCCGGCGGUCAAGGCAGAUUCAUCAUGGUUCAACUGCCCUCCACAAAUGUAUGAACUGAUGUCAUUGCCUGCGGAGCAGUGGCUUGGUGGUGCUUCAGCAUUGGCAUGGGACUGGAGCGGUUGGGUUGAGGUUGACCCGUAUAUGAAUGUGCCGGAAACACUUGGGGUCGGACCUGGCGUUAUGAUGUGA
Cladophialophora carrionii CBS 160.54 is the source of this 1770-nucleotide messenger RNA. RefSeq lists its product as uncharacterized. The coding region runs from base 1 to 1770 and encodes 589 amino acids. The record is from RefSeq and is a predicted model, not a curated record. Gene Ontology annotation, biological process: DNA-templated transcription. Lineage: Eukaryota; Fungi; Ascomycota; Eurotiomycetes; Chaetothyriales; Herpotrichiellaceae. The transcript is spliced from 2 exons. Gene Ontology annotation, cellular component: nucleus. Gene Ontology annotation, molecular function: zinc ion binding; DNA binding.